Molecule: messenger RNA, 1137 nt
Organism: Sander lucioperca (pikeperch)
Lineage: Eukaryota; Metazoa; Chordata; Actinopteri; Perciformes; Percidae
Product: receptor expression-enhancing protein 6-like
Exons: 7
Coding region: 143-829 (228 amino acids)
Source: RefSeq, a predicted model, not a curated record
GAUUGUUUCUGUCGGAGGAUUAGAAACACUCAGCUGUGUUUUCCUCUCGGCUGCCGGUCUUCUUCCCCUCCGACUCCUCUGUUAUUUGAGGACCUGAUUGAGGACCUGAUUGAGGACCUGAUUGAGGACCUGAUUGAGGACCAUGGGUCUGCGGGACGUCCUGUCGUCCAUCAGAGACCGAGUCGAUACGUUUCUGAAUGAGAAGAACAUGGUGACGGACUUCCUGGGGAAGUUGGAGGAGAAAACCGGGAUAAAGAAGAAGAUCAUCGUAGUCGGUGCCGUCUCGCUGACAGGACUCUACCUGGUCUACGGUUAUGGUGCCGCUCUCAUCUGCAACCUGAUCGGGUUUGUCUACCCAGCUUAUUAUUCAGUCAAAGCCAUCGAAAGUCCGAGCAAAGAAGACGACACCAAAUGGUUGACGUACUGGGUGGUGUACGGUGUCUUCAGCCUGGGAGAGUUCUUCUCCGACAUUUUCCUCUACUGGUUCCCCUUCUACUACGCCUUUAAGUGUCUCUUCCUGUUGUGGUGCAUGGCUCCGGUGUCGUGGAACGGCUCCCAGUUCAUCUACGACAAAGUGGUUCGGCCCAUCUUCCUCCGCCACGAGGCCAUGGUGGACAACAUGGUGAGCAACCUCGGCGGCAGAGCCAUGAACGCCGCUGAGAACCUCACCAGAGAAGUCCUGUGCCAUCUGGUGAAGAACAAAGCCCUCGUGACUCCGGGGCCGUCGGCCAAUCAGCAGGAAGCUAUAAGUUUACCGAGUUCCUCGGCGGCUCGAGUCGCUCCUUCAGAGCCGAGCGAAGAAGAAGAACGUCCGCAUUUCCUAGGUUGACCGAUACGUCCUUCAGAUAGCAGCGGAGGAAGAGGAGGAGCCUCCGGGAGGAAGAGGAGGAGCCUCCAGGAGGAAGAGGAGUAGAAGACUAGCCUCUUCACCGUCACAGCGAGAAGAAUCCCUCCUGCUGUCAAAGAGACUAAUGUCCCUUAUCACAUCAGAUACCUUAUAUUUAUUUAUACACCAGUCUCAGACAGACUCUGAUGUUACAAACAUGUUUCCUUAUUGUUUUCAUGUUAUUUAUUCAUAGACUAUUUAUUAAUGAGUUCUGUGCUCAGUGGGAUGUUUUGGUUUUAGAUGUGAAGCAC